This is a messenger RNA of Mauremys mutica (yellowpond turtle), 2146 nucleotides long. It is a transcript of the gene RORB, whose product is annotated as RAR related orphan receptor B. Gene Ontology annotation, cellular component: nucleus. The coding region runs from base 523 to 1902 and encodes 459 amino acids. NCBI's taxonomy places the organism in Eukaryota, Metazoa, Chordata, Testudines, Geoemydidae. The transcript has 10 exons. Gene Ontology annotation, biological process: regulation of transcription by RNA polymerase II. The record is from RefSeq and is a predicted model, not a curated record. Gene Ontology annotation, molecular function: nuclear receptor activity; RNA polymerase II cis-regulatory region sequence-specific DNA binding; zinc ion binding.
GCGCGUCCCUAUAACCGAGCAGUGAAAAUUCACACUGGGGAUCUGCUAACAGGCACAGAUGUCAUGUGAAAACGCACAUGCUCUGCCAUUCACACAGCCCUCCUUUCUUUCUUUCUUCUUUUCCCCCAGUUCCCUUUUUAAAAAAAAUAGAAACUCCUUUCGCCCCCCUCCCCCCCUGUAACUAACAAACCAACAACCACCAUCGCUCCUGCUCCUCCUCAGUCCAAGUAAUCACAAAAGAAAUCUUUUUGGAGCUGCUGGUGGUAUUUCCGAGCAAAUACGGGGAGGGGAGGCGGAAAAAGAAACACGCACAAUUCAAACAAGCCAGACAGACAUUCCUUUUACAUCUACAUACACAUUAUACUUUGAAAAAAUAAGAAUAACAACCUUGGAGGAAUGAUUUUCCCAGCAGAGCAAAUCUACUCCGGCUGCAGCCUUCCUUCUUGCUGAGAGGGGAUUUUUGUGAUACAAGGUCCAAGCUGUUAGCUUCAUGACUGCGCUGAGCAGGGAAUCGCCAACACCAUGCGAGCACAAAUUGAAGUGAUACCAUGCAAAAUUUGUGGAGAUAAGUCCUCUGGAAUACACUAUGGAGUCAUCACAUGUGAAGGCUGCAAGGGUUUCUUUAGGAGGAGUCAGCAGAACAAUGCCUCUUACUCCUGCCCCAGGCAGAGAAACUGUUUAAUUGACAGAACCAACAGAAAUCGUUGCCAACACUGCCGACUGCAGAAGUGUCUUGCCCUAGGAAUGUCUAGAGACGCUGUGAAAUUUGGAAGAAUGUCCAAAAAGCAGAGGGACAGCCUGUAUGCUGAAGUGCAGAAGCACCAGCAGCGAUUACAGGAGCAACGGCAGCAGCAGAGUGGUGAGGCAGAAGCCCUUGCCAGGGUAUACAGCAGCAGCAUCAGUAACGGCCUGAGCAACCUGAACAACGAAACUGGUGGCACUUACUCGAAUGGGCAUGUCAUUGACCUGCCAAAGUCCGAGGGUUAUUAUAAUGUGGAUUCUGCCCAGCCCUCCCCAGAUCAGUCUGGGUUAGACAUGACUGGAAUCAAACAGAUAAAGCAGGAACCUAUCUAUGACCUCACUUCUGUACCAAACUUGUUUACCUAUAGCUCUUUCAACAAUGGGCAAUUAGCUCCGGGGAUAACCAUGACUGAAAUAGAUCGAAUUGCACAGAAUAUCAUUAAGUCCCAUUUGGAGACAUGUCAAUAUACAAUGGAUGAACUACACCAGCUAGCAUGGCAGACCCACACAUAUGAAGAAAUUAAAGUAUACCAGAGCAAGACAAGAGAAGCAUUGUGGCAGCAGUGUGCCAUCCAGAUCACUCAUGCUAUUCAGUACGUAGUGGAGUUUGCAAAGCGGAUAACAGGCUUCAUGGAGCUCUGUCAAAAUGAUCAAAUUCUACUCCUUAAAUCAGGCUGCUUGGAAGUGGUUUUGGUGAGAAUGUGCCGUGCCUUCAACCCACUCAACAACACUGUUCUGUUUGAAGGAAAGUAUGGAGGAAUGCAAAUGUUCAAAGCUUUGGGUUCUGAUGAUCUGGUGAAUGAAGCGUUUGACUUUGCAAAGAAUUUAUGUUCCUUACAGCUGACUGAGGAAGAGAUUGCAUUGUUUUCAUCUGCUGUUCUGAUAUCACCAGAUCGAGCCUGGCUAAUAGAACCAAGAAAGGUCCAGAAACUUCAGGAAAAGAUUUAUUUUGCACUUCAACAUGUGAUUCAGAAGAACCAUCUUGAUGAUGAGACCUUGGCAAAGUUAGUAGCCAAGAUACCAACCAUUACUGCACUUUGCAACUUGCAUGGAGAGAAACUGCAGGUAUUUAAGCAAUCUCAUCCAGAUAUAGUGAAUACACUGUUUCCUCCGUUAUACAAGGAGCUUUUCAAUCCAGACUCUACCACGGGCUGCAAGUGAAGGGGAAGAUAGAAUUGUCACAUAGUCCUGGAAUGCAUCACUGUAAAGACAAAAGAAAUGUUUUCAUGAAGACUUAUUGAAAAUGUCACUACUGCAACACUAGGAAUGUCCUGCACUUAAUAGAAUUAUUUUUCACCGCUACAGUUUGAAGAAUGUAAAUAUGCACCUCUGAGUGGGGCUCUUUUAUUCUUGUCUUUCUUUUACUUCUUUUUUUUUAACUGACCAUAAAUAUACAAAUAUAGGA